CAUUUAAUUAUUGUUCACUUAACAGACAGUUAUUAGUUCAUCAUAACACAUACACAAUGGCGAUACUGAUGAAGUUUUCUCUGCUUAUAUUGGUCAUGCUUGAAGUUUGUCUAUCAGAUAUCUACAUGCACAACCCAAGAGGAAGCAAUAAUCGACAUAAGGGGUCAAAACGAGACACGGAUAACCAAGCACGACUUUUCGAUUCUCAAAACAACGCUAGAGGUGGAUACAAUGUAGGAGAACAGUCGAUGUAUUAUUACAACGGGACGACACUUCAAAUACAAUGGUCCAACCAACAUUCAUGCGGAGAUGAGAACAACAAUUGUGAAAUCAUAAUUCAAUAUAUGUGUGGAAAUCAUUUGAGAGAUGGAACAACUGGAAACACGAUUUGUCGAAACCCAAGUUGCGACACCGAUCAAAGAUUUGGUCAGCAUGAAAAUUUACGAUAUUACGAAAAAUGCGCCGCAAGAGAAAGGAACAAAGGACUUUUUAAAGGCCCUGCCAACCACCAAGUCCGGAUAUCUGCUAGAAGUACAAGACAAAACAGAGAUGGCGAUCGAAGAGGAUUAGAAUGCCCAGAAGAAAGGGAUUACUAUCCUUAUUGGGGAGCAAGUCCAUGGAAGGACAUAGUUGUAUUCACUAAUGAUCCUACCAGAUGUGAAAAAUAUAAAGAGGAAAGUCAAAAUGAAAAAGGAAGAUACGAGUGCGAUUUCCCUGAAGAAUACUGGCAAGUGCGAAAAAGAAUGAAAAUCGUAUUAUUUGGAGACAAAGAAAAGUGUGAAGCGUCCACUGACACCGUUGACAACGUGACGUAUCGUGGAGAAUGGAAGUGGGUUCCGUCGCAUGGUAUCGGUAAACCUGAAUGCUACAAAAGUAUAUGGUCACGUGACAAUCACCAAGGCAACACAGUCGGAGGUUAUUUUGCGAAAUAUGAUUGGACAAUUCCAGAUCUGGCACAAUACGAAGAGAAAUGUGUCCUCAGAAUAAGAUACAAUAUAUCAACAAACGACUUCGACUCAUGGAAUACUUUUGGAGAACAUAACGAUAAUACGUUGGCUCUUCAAAGCAUAUAUUCAGAAUAUGGGUUUUCCGAACGUGAGGCCAGAAAGCGAGGCUAUGUGUACCAAAAUGAUCCAAAGCUUGACGUUUUCGCAACUUACAAACGAGAGAAAAAGUUUCAACUCCAAAUUGCUGUGAAUGUAGCGCAAUUCGGAAGAACAUUCCAAGACAGGUCGCACGUCUUUUAUGUUCAUCAUCGUCCAAUAGAUUACGUCGGAGAAACUAUUCACAAUCUCAAUGUUCGUGGCAAACGUGGAAAUCUACAACAGGUAUUCCCCGCGACGGAAUACGAUUUCGUGCCUAACGUGCUCAAAAUAACGAAAGGAGAUUUGGUGCAUUUCCAGUGGACUGGAUCAGAUAGCAAUCCUGCAAAUAACGCAGGGAAUGGAGAAGCACAGACUGACAGGAGCAAUAUUGCGCAACUGGCUCAAAGGACUUUUCCAAAGGGUGACGAUUUGACCAACAACACAUUGAAGACAAACUACCCAGCUUUUGAAUCUGAAUUUCUUGGGUUUUCACGACAUCAUGUUGAUGAUUUAGCCUUUUUAAAAUGCAAAAGUGAUGGCGGUACAUUGGACGAUAGAGAAGCCUAUUUCGACUUGGGUCCACAAACUGUAGAAUCGAUUGGGAAUUUUUAUUAUUUCAGCACAAGAAAUAACCAGUUCACAAACCGAGCUCAAAAAGCUUCGAUCUUAGUUGGCGAGGACUUCUACACUGACAGGGGAGUAUCGUAUCGUGGAUACAAAAGUGUCACAGAAUCUGGUAUAAAAUGUCAAAGAUGGGACAGUCAGACACCACACACACAUGAUUUCAACCCGGAGAAUCACGUGGAACACAAUCUUGUAGAGAAUUAUUGCAGAAAUCCAAACAAUAGAUGGAAAGGUCCUUGGUGUUUCACAACUGAUCCCAACACAAAAUGGGAAUUUUGCGGUUUGACAAAGAAAAGAAAUGCUGAUGCUUCACGAAAACGUAGAGAAGCAGAUAUCAGGGAUACAUCCUUGGGUUUAAGAAGGAUAUUUCCCACUAUCGAUAAAGACCCCUUCAUACAUGAGGGACUUUAAGAAGAAAAUACCACUGCAUUCACACAUAUCGAUUUUUUGUGGACAUAUUAAGAUUUCGGACCUCCAGAAGUAUGCGCACCAAGAUGGCGCACAACCUGAACAUAGUAUGUGUGUACCAAUUAGAAUUCAGGUUGUACGACAUUUUGGUGCGCACACUUUUGGAGCACCAGAUUUCGUUAUAUCAGUAUUGGGUAGUAAUUUUAUAACGUGUUCUGAAUUAUGAUUCCUGUUUUCUUCAAUUUUUGUAUUUUGAAAAUCAAGUUGCAAAAAUGUAUUGCUUAUCCAGUUGCACCUAACGUGAAUUUUGUUAGCGAAACAUGCACAACUAGUAGUAAUCAUAUACAAUAUAGUUUAUCCCAGGGUCUCUCAAACUUUUUUGGCCACGUUUCACUGCACAAUUUAUCGAUUCUCGGAGAAAUUUGUGACGAGCCAACUCGUAGAUCAGACUUUACGGCAAGUCUCGACCAGUAUAUUGUCAUCAUAUUGGUAAAAGAGCUAAAAAUGCUGCCUCACAAAUGUAGGUCGUUGCAAAAAGCAAUUAAAUUUUAAUUGACUUUUCUUACAUCAAUGGAUAUUCUAUUCAUAUCAUUGCGGACCCCCCGUGAGGUCAUCACGGACCCCUAGUGUUCCGCGGUCCCCAGUUUGGGAAACCCUGGUUUAGCCAAUAAUGCAAAUAUCUAUGCAGAUCAUUAGACAAUGAGUUCAUUUGUAUAUGUGUCAGUCACAUGAUAAUCUCAAGAAAUUUAACUUCAUUCAACUCAAGUCUUAUUUCGAGUUAAAUAAAACCAGGAAAACAAACCUUUAUCCUAAUUUCAAUUUUCCCAAUCAUUUCUAUAACUGUAGUAUAACUGUAACUAUUAGUAUUACUCAAAACGUGUAUGAAAUAUAUAGCCAAAUAUAUUAUCCACUGCUUUUUUUAUCCUAAAAUUACUAACAUUUUAUCUAUUUUGCAUUGUGAAGAAGGAUCUUAAACCAAUUCUAACGCCUCACCAUGUGGCGAUAUUCUAGAAAACAAAUUUUAUGUAUAUAUUUGUAAGCAAGCACUAACCAAAGUCGACGUUGCUUAACUUCUGAGAUCAGUAAAGACGUGGUGUGGUCCUGGACAUCAAACGCGUUUUCUAUAAAUGCAUUUAUAUUCAAGUAGCAGCAAAGUAUGUGUAUUUUUGCUUAUACCAAAGUUCUCUCAACAUUUGAUUGACUUAUGCUUUAUGAACAACAAAUUUUGUAGUUUGCACCUCUGCUGAAUUGUAUUUACAUGCAUAUCUACAUAAAUUCAAUAAACUGUUGCACGGAUAUA
Molecule: messenger RNA, 3417 nt
Organism: Styela clava
Lineage: Eukaryota; Metazoa; Chordata; Ascidiacea; Stolidobranchia; Styelidae
Product: protein DD3-3-like
Source: RefSeq, a predicted model, not a curated record